AUGUCCACCAUAGCAAGGUAUACAGGUGAGGUUUUCCGAAAAGAUGCCGAGGUUCAAGAGGAAACCAUUUACAAAAUCCUCGGAUUGCACCCCUGCAUUGUCAACUACCUUGGUACCGACGACGAUGGGCAAAUCAUGCUCCCAUUACUUCGCAAUGGGGACCUCUUUUGUUAUCUGACCUCUCACCCCAACAUCCCACUAUCAACCAGACUGACUUGGGCCAUUGAGAUCGCCCAAAGUCUCGCCCACCUCCACGCACGCGACGUUAUAUGGGCUGAUCCCCAUCUCAGCAAUGUUCUUCUGACGGAUGACUACCAUGCCGUUCUCUGUGACUUUGGGUUGUCUGUUCACAAUGCGCCGUAUUAUUACGAGUUUUCUAGAGGUCCUCCGCCGAUAUACCUCUGCCCAUUGGGAUACUAUGGCGAGUCACCAAGGCGGAUAGACAUUUUUGGAAUUGGUGUCAUUCUUUUUGCGCUCCUCUCCGAAAGGUUCCCGUUUCACGAGGACUUGCUUGCAUCAGUUCAUCAGCAAUUCGGAGUCCUGCAAAAGCACCAUCAGAUCUGUUCUAAUGGCGGUUCUUACGACACUUUGGCACCAUCCUUGCAUCCGUAUUUUGGAGACAUCAUUGCUAAAUGUUUCAACAUCAUAUAUCCCUCCGCAGAUGUUUUGUUGACAGAAUUGCAAGCCGCAUUUUCGAAAUGGUGGGGAGAUAACGCCGAGGUAAAAACUCCUAUUUUGCAUUGA
Laccaria bicolor S238N-H82 is the source of this 744-nucleotide messenger RNA. RefSeq lists its product as uncharacterized. NCBI's taxonomy places the organism in Eukaryota, Fungi, Basidiomycota, Agaricomycetes, Agaricales, Hydnangiaceae. Bases 1 to 744 code for a protein of 247 amino acids. The transcript has a single exon. Gene Ontology annotation, molecular function: protein kinase activity; ATP binding. Gene Ontology annotation, biological process: protein phosphorylation. The record is from RefSeq and is a predicted model, not a curated record.